CCCAGAUUCACCAGGAAUCACGAAAAACCCGCAAGUAAAACUACACGUAAUAUCAAAACAGAUGACCUGUCAAACGCACUUUUUCAAAGCAAUAAAACGGUGCUUGGUACACUUUUGAAGUCGGGAAACGGGCGGAACUGUCAUUUCGGGGUUGUUUUGAAAUCGCUUGUUUUGAAUCCGGGUCGCCGCGCCGGCCCAAAAUGUUGCGAUUUUUGCGACCACAAAAUCCCGCGCGGUUCGUGAAAAGAUGGAUUAUCCGAGAGUACAGCUCGAACAGAGGAAUCGCACCGGCUUACAAGCCAGCCGCAGUGGAAUCGAGGCACACGGUCGAUGCGGAUCUGUUUAAUCGGCAGCGGAGUGAAGACACGAAACUUUACAGUAUUCUGCUGCCUCCACCGAACGUAACGGGAGAGCUGCACCUAGGCCACGCACUGACCUGUACCAUACAGGAUGCACUGAUAAGACACAACCGGAAUCGUGGCAGUAGAACGCUCUGGAUUCCUGGCAUGGAUCACGCCGGCAUCGCGACGCAGGUGGUGGUCGAAAAGCGGAUACGUAAGGAACGGAACAUGACCCGACAUGAGCUCGGUAGGGAGCGAUUCUUGGAGGAGGUUUGGCGAUGGAAACAUGAAAAAGAAGCACGGAUACGGACGGCUCUAAAGCAACUGGGAAGUACGAUGGAUUGGAACAGAGAGUAUUUUACCAUGGACGAACAACAAUCGGUUGCGGUGAAGGAAGCAUUCGUGCGGCUCUUCGAAAGUGGCCUCAUCUAUCGCGACCAAUCUCUAGUCAACUGGUCAUGUAGUCUCGAGUCGGCCAUUUCGGACGUAGAAGUAGAAAACGUGCAGCUCGUUGGGCCCACCUCACUGGCACUGCCAGGAUAUGACCGUAACGUUACGUUCGGUCGGAUGGUGGACAUAGCGUAUCGAGUUCAGGGAUCAACGGAGGAAAUCGUUGUGUCCACCACACGUCCAGAAACAUUUCUCGGUGAUGUAGCCGUAGCUGUCCAUCCAGCAGACGGCAGGUAUUCGCAUUUACGAGGCCGAUCCACCUUUCUUUGGCAUCCAGUACGCAAAGAAGAAAUUCCGCUUAUUUUCGAUGAUUCCGUCGAUCGGACGUUCGGCACGGGCGCGGUUAAGAUAACACCCGCACACGAUCGGUUCGAUUUUGAGAUUGCGCGCAAACACCAGCUGGCCACGAUCGAGGUGAUCGAUGAGCGAGGAAUCGUACGAGAACAUUUUGGACCGUUUUCCGGGCUGUCUCGAUACGAAGCACGUGAACGCUUGCUGGACUAUCUAUCCAAGCUUUCGUUACUGCGUGGGGUGCGCGAUCAUGCGAUGGUGUUGCCCAUCUGUUCCAGAUCGAAAGACGUAGUGGAACUGCUGCUGCGACCACAGUGGUUUGUACGGUGUCAGCAAAUGGCUCGCCGCGCCGUUGCGGCCGUUCGUGAUGGGGAGCUACACAUUGAACCGAAAACCUUCGAGCGCGAAUGGUUUCGAUGGCUUGAAAACUGCCACGACUGGUGCAUAUCUCGGCAACUUUGGUGGGGCCAUAGAAUUCCAGCCUUCCGUGUGCAACACGGGCGCUGCACGCAUUGGAUUGCCGCCAGAUCACUGGACGAAGCACGUGCGAAGUAUGUGAAUGAACGGGCAAAUCUGGCUGAAAUGUCUGGAAACGAAACGGUCACCAUAGAACAGGAUACCGACGUGCUGGACACUUGGUUUUCCUCCGCCUUGCUACCCUUCUCAACGACUGGCUGGCCGAACUCGGUAACACCCAAUCAACAAGAAUACCCACUGGAUGUAAUGGAAACUGGACACGACAUCCUGUUUUUCUGGGUAGCUCGUAUGGUUAUGCUUGGACAAGAACUAACGGGGACGUUGCCCUUUCGAAAGAUUCUUCUUCAUGGUAUCAUUUGCGACGAGCAGGGACGAAAAAUGUCCAAAAGUCUGGGCAACGUGAUAAAACCGGAACACGUCGUGAAUGGCAUAACCCUGGAGCGGUUACAGGAAGAAACGAAGGCUAGCUUUCGGCAAGGUGUACUCUCAGAAACGGAGCUCGAAAAGUCACUAGCCGGACAGCGGAAGAUGUUUCCCAGCGGGAUUCCGGAGUGUGGUACUGACGCCUUGCGCUUCACAUUAUGUUCGGCCAAUGUGAAAAAUCAUUUCAUACAUUUUAACGUGCAGGAUGCGCACACUAAUAAGCUAUUUUUCAACAAAAUCUGGCAAGCAACACGUUAUACGCUCGGUUGUUUGGAACGUUUUCCGCCCAGCGUGGCCUCCUGGCGGCCUGAAGAUCUUGCCAAAGCACCUCCGAUGGAUCGGUGGAUUUUGAGUCGUCUGGCCAGCACGGUCCAAACGUGUCACGAAGGAUUCGAAGGAUGCAACUUUCAUUUAGCAACCGCAGCACUGAAAACAUUUUUUUACUCUAACCUUUGUGACGUUUACUUGGAAACGACAAAAAUCAACAUGAAACCAGAGCUUGCUACCGUUGCAUCGAUACAUUUGACAGUGCUACUCCACUGCCUUGAGGUUGGUUUGCGCCAACUAGAACCAUUCGCUCCAUUUCUCGCUGUGGAGCUUCUUUCACAUCUACCCCGGAUGGCAACGGACGACGCUUCUUCCGAUGCAUGUAAGAUCCUCCGUUGCAUUGACCAAGAGCUGGAAUCGAAGAUAGACCGCCUGUUGCUUGUUUGCCAACACAUCAGACAAUCGAAAAGCGAGCACACCGUGCCUAUCGUCCGCAAGCAUAACCCUGUCGUUCAUAUCUAUGCCAAAAAUGCGGAUCUAUUCGCUCUGCUGUCCGCGCAACGUGCAGUGGUACAACACUUGACUCAAUGCAACGAUGUUAAGCUACACAGCAGCGAAACGGUAUUCAGUGCAAACACGAGUUACGUUGUUAAAUCCGCAGCUAGCCACGAAUGUACGAUUGGUGUUGAAGCUGAUGCGCUGCAGCCGCCUUUAUCCGGAAUACCGGCCAAGGAAGGGCAGAUUAAGAAAAUGCAAAAGCUCGAGGCGGAAAUAGAAAAACUGUACAAAACGAUUAACAACGAGGGCUAUCGAAAAUCGGCCAGCGAAGCUGUGCAGAAACGGCACCAGGACCGGCUGGAACAACUGAGACAGCAGCGCGAUGAGAUGGUGAAAAUAGGUUCCUAGUACCAAAGUGGCGCGCACAGCAUAAUCCUAGUCAGGUGGUUUCUUCACAGUUCUUAUUUAAGGAUGAAAGAUUACAGAAGAUGUUGGAAUACAUGUUUCAUCGCUUGCAAGUGAG
This is a messenger RNA of Anopheles darlingi, 3270 nucleotides long. It is a transcript of the gene ValRS-m, whose product is annotated as valine--tRNA ligase. Gene Ontology annotation, cellular component: cytosol. Gene Ontology annotation, molecular function: ATP binding; aminoacyl-tRNA deacylase activity; valine-tRNA ligase activity. Lineage: Eukaryota; Metazoa; Arthropoda; Insecta; Diptera; Culicidae. Bases 201 to 3155 code for a protein of 984 amino acids. The record is from RefSeq and is a predicted model, not a curated record. Gene Ontology annotation, biological process: valyl-tRNA aminoacylation. The transcript has 5 exons.